Messenger RNA from Lasiodiplodia theobromae, 1782 nucleotides. Its product is annotated as Regulator of chromosome condensation RCC1. Bases 1 to 1782 code for a protein of 593 amino acids. NCBI's taxonomy places the organism in Eukaryota, Fungi, Ascomycota, Dothideomycetes, Botryosphaeriales, Botryosphaeriaceae. The transcript is spliced from 2 exons. The record is from RefSeq and is a predicted model, not a curated record.
AUGUCUGCUCCUCGCUACAACUUUGACUUCCCGCCCGCCACCCAGCAGUCGUCCGCCGACCAGGACUCCGCAAACUUACCUGCCCGCCUGCAGCACAUCCGCCAGGCCCUCCAGCGCGAGCGCGAGCAGCAGCGCGCCGAGAACGACGUCGCCGCCUCCGAACGCCGCACCCGCCUCGCCGACCCCAAUCAGCCUCCCAUGCCUCGCCGCAACCGCCGCGGCCCCCGCGGCCUCGCCAGGACCCACGGUGCUUUCGACGAUCAGCCCAGACGCAUGCGCUCGCCUCCCCGCCUGGAGCCCUCCGAUCCCCCGACUUCGGCAAUCCGCAACAGACCCCAUGCCGAGCCGAGCCAGCGCUUCAGUGCCCUGCGCCGUGCACGCCAGCAGCGUGAGCAGAGCAGCACACCUCUCUCCGAGCUCUCCGAGCUGGAGCGUGCCGGCGAGCGCCUGGCCGAGAUAAGCCAGAGCAUCUCCCAGCUCAUCGGCCCCAACAACCUCUCCAACGCCGAGCUGCUGCGUCUCGAGUUUGGCCCGCCCCGAGACGAUGCCUCGGAGCGCAGGACCUUCAAGCGGAGAAAGCUGGACCGGGAUGACGCUUCGACCAUACACAGCUCCAGGUACGGCCACUUCGGCCAGGUGGUGCCAGGACGCCUGAGAAUGGAGAUUGUCAGUUGCGAUGGCGGUGAAUACAGCGACAACUCGGGAGAUCUCCACAGAGUCGACAAUGCUUUGCGGAACGAUGCUAGCGUUUACUGCACCAAGAAGUCGCACUGCAACAUGAUCCUGCGACACCAGGGAGAGACGACCUUUAGUCUGGAUAAGAUUGUCAUCAAGGCGCCCGAACGGGGAUUCACAGCUCCGUACGUUGACUCCGACGAAGAAACUUUGUUGGAGGCUACUGACUCGAAGGCGACCAACAGUGUUCAGGAAGGCAUGAUUUUCUUGGCCAUGGACUCCGAGUCCCUCCUCACCGGUACUGCUCCCUACCAAAUCGACUACGGUGCUAGCUCUUCGGCUUCAUCCCGUGCCUCGAGUACCUCAUCAUCCUCGUCCCGCCGCCCCGAACGUAUUUCCCUCAUCGAGAGCCUUCAUGAUCCUGAAGUACUUGCCGGAAUGGCCCGCCGCCACGACUUACGCGAUCGUUUGGAGCAACAGACAAGAGAGGACCGUGAGGCAAGGUUCGCGCGUUUGCUGCGUAUGAGACGUCGGUUGGAGUCAAGGCAACACAGGGAUAGCAACAGCGACAAUUGUGAUUACUCUGAGACGAACGAUAGACCUGCCAUUAUCUCGCCGACCGCACCAACACCGCCGCCAGCUCUCCAGGGCCUCCACGUCACGCAAGAAGAGGAUGACGAGUCGAGCGAGUCUGAACCGGAUCCACCAAGUGCAUCGAUAAUGGCAGAUCGACUUCGAAGAGACAGCCGCUGGCGCGCAGAGAGCGAGGAUGAUGACUAUGAGGACGACAUACGCAAUGUCAACCAUCUCCUUUGGGACAGAAGAACGGGGCCUGGCAUCAUUCGCUCUGCACGGAGGAGUACUCCUAGCAAGAUCGAGCCCGAAGAGUCUGCAGUGGUCGAUGGGGACGUCCUGGCUCCUCAUGCGAGAUUUUUCAUGCAAAAGAACAAGAGCAAGAUUACCAUCCGGUUUGACCCGCCUGUGGCUGGCAAAUUCAUUCUACUCAAGCUUUGGAGUCCCUCCAAGCAUGGCAAUAUUGACAUUCAAAACAUUGCAGUUCAUGGCUUCUCUGGACCGCGCUACUUCCCUGCCGUUGAAAUGCGGUAA